AUGCAUCUAUUAAUUGGACUCACUUGGGAACUGGAACUUCGAUUUGACAAGAAUGCAACGUCCGGGAAUCUCAAGCUCGUCGACAAGUUGCAUCGUUCAGAAGAAAUCAGUGUCCUUCUCGUUUUUCAAGGGAUUAAGCAGCAAUUCGACUUUUCAAGCACAAAUACCGCCUUUGAGAUACCCUCUUGUCAGCACGAAGAUAUGCUCUUGGUCAAAUUCUGCUUCCAUAGCUACAAGAACAAAGCAACUCAAAAGCAGCAGACGCCCAAGGAAUAUCAAAGAGAGCAAGCAGAAACCAUUCAAAUUCUGUUGAGCUGCGGGAUGGAUAAGGACAUAACAUCUGACCUCGACUUGUACGCUUUUAACCUUGCUGUAGAAGCCAACCUUCCUGAGACCAUAACGAGCCUGCUGAUCCCAUCGAAUGCAAACCAAGCAUUCGAAAGUGCGUACAAACGUGAAACAGCAAGUGGAAGAGAGUUGUCGGAGUUGUCUCAAUCACUAUCUGAGAUGCCAAGGAUAGAUGUACGAUUGCUCUUUCUCCGGCCCAAUCUCAAUGAGUCUCACCUCAUGAGAAUCUUACCGUCUCUAUUUCGCUUGUGCAAGGACGAUCAAAUAUUCCAACAGGCAAUGAAAGCCGCGCAGAAAGAAGGGAUGUGGGAGGUCAUGAGGAUGAUUGUUCGAAAUUCUUCCGAGUCUCAAGAAUUCGCCGACGUCCCCUUGUGUUGUGCUGUCACAGCCGGCCAGCACGAGCUUGUGAAAUCUCUCUUGGCAAGAAGAGCUGAUCCGGAUGCAAGCACGGGAGAGUUCGGGACUGCUGCGCUGCAUCAUGCUGUAAAGUGCAGAGAUUUGAAAAUGAUUUCGUGCCUGGUAGAUGCCAAAGCAGAUGUCAACGUGACUUCAGAGAGAGGGACGUGUCUGCACCUGCUUGCCGAGAUGACCUGGGACCAGAAAACUUCACAAGUCACGCAGACACUGUUGAGUAACGGGGCUGACGUCACGACCAAAAACAAGAAGAACAAGACCGUUCUGCAGGUCAGCAAGGGAGCGUUCAAGGCCAUGCUUCAAAAGUUCCAAGAGGAGCAGUCUGCGUCUCGCAAGUCGCGAAGCAAGAAGGUGAAAUCAAAAAGCAAGAGCGAGACUCAACAAGACGGGCGGAGGGAGCAGAAGAUCAAUGUUCCAGAUGCCGAAGCUGAUCCAGUAGUGGAGGCGGCUAAACCAUCUCAGAUCCCAGCGAGCAAUACAGCGGAUGAAUCUCCUGAGAAGACACCAGAGACUAUGGUACAACACCGACAAAGAGUGAAGGACUUGCUUGCCGCUCUCAUGCUCAGAUUGCAACACGAAGGUGAUGAAGGGCAGGAAAACGAUCAUGACACAGACGAAGAAGAUGGUUCAGAAAAUUCUGAUGAGGAGGAGAAACAGUCACGACCCCGAGACAAGCGAACAGAAUCGAAUGUGACUGACCGCGCCCCUUCAAACUUUCCUCCAGGCAACCAUGAGGCCGAGCUGAGAUCCGAAGGUGGGGACCCUGCCGAGGAAGACGUCACGGCACCAGUGGCAGCCAGUGAUGACCGGUCUGCCAUCCGAGACCUGGCGAGCUGUAUGUGGGACCUGAGAGUCACGCGAGAGUUCAAGGACCAGCUGUUUGGUCUACAUCGCGAGCCGGUGGUACUUCGAUCGACCAUCCACAAGAUCAAGAGGCUGGCGAACGGCGAGCAAGGCAGGUCGCUGAUGAAGUGCUUGAAGGGAACUCCCAAGCAUCUCAAGAUCUUUGAAAGCCCCUGCGUUUCUUUUGACGACGGGAGGAGAUUCUUGUGGCAGUAUGCGGUGGACUACUCCCCUCGUAUCGGAGCCUUCACCGACACCAUCCGCCUGUGGAAGAUUUGUCUGGAUCACGACGACGUUCCUCGCGGUAUGCGCUUCAUUGUCGAUGCCCACAAGAGCGGCAGACAAAGCUCUGUGGAGAAGAAGCUACUUCCUAUCUUCGUAGACAGCACCUUGCAGAAAGACGGCACCCGCAUCCCCCGAGUCUACAGGCUCUCCGAGGACAGUGACUUGGAUGGCCUGAGGUUGCAGGAAGACAAGAAGUUCUCGUCGUUCGUUGACUCGGAAGAGGAGAUGUAUGACUUGCACGAGGAACUUAUCUUCACUCCCCCAGCUGUCAGCACAGCUGAAAGUCUGAAUGUGCUCAAGUUUUAUGCGCUGAGCGAUGAGUUCCUGAAGAGCUUGAACGACUUUGAGAAGAACAAGAGGAGCGUGAAGGGGGGCGAGCACGUGUUUCCAGAGUUUCCUUUCCUUCCCGAUGACCGUGAAGAUGAAAUCAUCAAUCGCAGGAUUGCGAACAGCACAUGCUCUACCAUCCUUGUAGGACGAUCUGGGACAGGCAAGACUUCCAUCGCCAUCAACAGGAUGUGGAAGAUGUACUCAUGCCUGAGUGUUAACGAGUCCAAGUUGCAAGACUACAACCAAGUGUUCGUCACAGCCAACCGUGUCUUGAGAGAUCAAGUCCGCAAGUCCUUCAAGAACAUGCAGGCAGGAGUUCAACACGUGGACCCAAAGUCCGACUAUCCUCCGUCCCUUUGGAGUGUCAGCUCCGAGGCCUUCCCCUUGUUCCUCACUGAGUCCGAGUGGCUCCAGAUGCUGGAUGCAACGCUAGCGCGACCUUUCUGGCCGAGGAACGAGGAUGGCAGCCUGGUCAACGCGGGAGCCAGCAGCUUCCACGAGGAGGUAGGCAUGCUGGACUCGAUCCCUCUCGACGACGACGAGCUCUGCUUUGACGACGAGCCCAUGGAAGACUUCAUCGAGCUUGGGGAGGACAGCAGGGCAAAGUCCCGAGCAAAGGUCCAGCUGAGGGAGGAGGUGGACUUCAAAGUGUUCGAGUCAAGGAUCUGGCCAUCCCUCACCAAGAGCGGCAAGUGCCGAUGGCUGUCGCCAUCCAGCGUCUUCCAGGAGAUUCACUCGUACAUCAAGGGCUCUGUCAAGGCUCUGAGAAGCUCCCAGGGGUUCCUAUCAAGGGAGGAGUACCUACAUAUGCCCGAGAAGAUGGCUCCAAACUUCAAGGGACUCAAGGCUUCGGAAGCCAUGGAGGACCUUCCGGGGGACCGCAAGGGAAGCAGGGACGUGAUUUACGACCUCUUCCAGCUGUACGAGAAGGAGAAGAAGAGGCUGAACAUGUACGAUAUCGCAGACGUGACUCAUCAUAUCUACCACAACUAUGACGUGGGCGCGCCAGAGAGGCAGAGGGUACAUAGCAUCUACGUUGACGAGGCGCAAGACUUUACCCAGGCCGAGUUGGCCCUAUUCUUCAAGGUCUGUGAGGAUAAGAACGACAUGUUCUUCAGCGGAGACACCUGCCAGACCAUCGCCACGGGGAUCGGGUUCCGGUUCGAAGACCUCAAGUCCUUGUUCAAGCAGGAGGAGGUGGAGGGGAGACAACCCUGCGUCAUCCCCGACGUCUGCACGCUGACAGUAAACUACCGGACUCAUAAUGGGAUCCUUGGAACCGCCUCCUCCGUCGUAAGCCUGUUGGAAACGUUGUUCCCGGCCUUCAUAGACGUGCUUCCUAAGGAGAGGGGUUUCUUUCUGGGGCCCAGACCGAUGCUACUCAAGGAGACGGACAUCGACGACAUUGCGAUCCUCAUCCUCGGCGCUGAUCGCAAACAGUCGCAGAUCGAGUUCGGAGCUCACCAAGUGAUCCUCGUGAGGUCGCAGGACGCGAAAGAUCGUCUUCCUCACUUCUUCGACGGAUGCCUCGCCAUGACCAUCCUCGAGUCCAAGGGGCUGGAGUUUGAUGACGUCAUCCUGUGGAACUUCUUCACCGACAGCCGGGCGAGCCAGGAGUGGCGGGUGAUCUUGACUUGCCUGAUCCACGACGACGAGGAGGAGGAGCAGAGGCUGCAGGAGAAGCGCCAGCAAGCCAAGAAAGACGUCAUGGGGAGGCUGCGCCCCCUGGAGUUCGACGAGACCCUUCACCUGAUCCUCUGCGAGGAGCUAAAACAGCUCUAUACCGCCAUCACCCGCGCAAGGGUUCGGGUGAUCCUCUACGACGAGGACGAGGUACAGCGUGCGCCCAUGUAUCAUUUCUUGGAGAGGAAGGACCUCUGCGAGGUGGUUGACCUCAUGGGCAACGUGCUACACUGCCCCUCGUUCGCCAAGAAGACGACCAAGGAGGAGUGGGAGCAGCAGGGGAUGAACCUGAAGCGAGUCGGCCUCUUCCAGCUGGCCUCCCAGUGCUUCGCUAAGUCAGGAGACCGGGUCUCGGAGAUGGAGAUGCGAGCUGAACACCUGAUCCAGUUCGUGGCGCCCAAGAGCUCUGCCCAGCUGAGAAAGAUGGCGUUCGUGCAGGCUGGUGAGCUCCUGCUGGAGUGCGGGAGGAGGUGGACUCCAAGAGCGGCCAAGUGCUUCUUCGAGGCAGAGGAGUAUGAGCUGGCAGAGGAGACUUUCUCAGCUUGCAUCGAGCUGUUCAAGAGCAAGCGGAUCUACUUCCUCAAGUGCUCUUUGUCAUGCCUGAAGAAGGUGGGCAAGCAGGACAAGUGUAUCAAUCUUAUGGUCAAACAUGGGUUCGUCGCUGUCGCCCUGAAGCAGCUCCUGCAAGAGAAGCAGUACGACAAGGCCUUGCGCAUCCACGAGGCUCAUCCGGAUGCCUCCCUCCCUCCCUCCCUCUCCAAGGAAAGCUUCUUGCGGCGCAAGGCGGACGCACUGGUGUCAACGUCCAAGAACUUCGGGGUGUCGGAGGAGCAGAGGCAGGCAGCGCUCAAGAGCUUCUACGAGACUGCGCAGAAGCUUCCCCCGCACAUGGAGGAAGAGCUUCUGCUGCAGCACGGCUACUUGUCGCAGCUUGCUGAUCGUCUACGUGCCCAUGGCAAGUACAAGGAGAGCGCCAUGAUCGUAGCCAAGGAGAAGAACUUUGAGGAGCUGCCCAAGGCCUUGAAAAUUCUAUCUGAAGCAAGAAGACCAAAGUCAGACCUGCUCCUCCUCAAGGUAGAGCUCUACCUGCUGUCGGCGUACAAGUCGAAUGACCAGAGCGCUGCCAAGGAUUUCAUCUGCUCGUCGUUGAAGACUGCCAGCAAGAUCAUGUCUUCGCCGACAGAAGACUUAGAGCAGGAGGAGUUGAUGAGCUUGGUGGAAUGGAGGUCGUUGUUCUUGAAGAUGGAGCUCUUCAUGCUGGAUAAUCUCACCAAACUCGAGAUCCCUGCAAACUCUUCUUGUGUCUCGAGCAUACCCAGAUCAGUCGUUCUCUCAAGCAAGUUGCAAGUCCUUGCCAAGUUGGAUCCUUCUUCCAAGAUGAAGAACGAAGACAUCUCCUCCAUCAUCUUCUCCGCCUACAACAUCUUCGUCGACCUCCAGCAGCUGAUUGUACACUGCAGUUCGUCACUCAAACCAGACAUGAAGCCGAGCAACGAGCUUUUGGAUCUCGAGAGGUUCUUUGGCAUCCUGAGGAAAGACAGUUCAAUGUACGUGUCCAAGGUGCAGCAAGAAGUCAUCAAGACGCUCUUUGACAUAUCAGACGACAGUGAGAUCGUCUUGUUCUCCGACGACAUCUACUGGUCCAUAUUGAACCCUCUCAACCUCUCAGUACACAUGAAGAAGUUUGUCAACGACAAACUGUGUAGAUUCCUCCUCAGCCUCCUCGAAUUCCUGAAAGUCGUCAAGUCCAAGGACCCCAGCACGAAGCUCAAGUUCGCUACCAUCCACGUCUGGUUUGCUGGCCUUGCUCGCAACCUGUCUUCUUCCGAGCACGGCGCUUCCUUCCUUCAAACUUUCGAGACGGCAGUGAAGGAGUUCGAGGACUCGCUCGCUGGUUGGUUCCACUUCGACCGAGUGAUCACGAGGGUCCCCUCUAUCUCCUCGUUCCUGCCUAACUACAUAGAGGAGAGGCACCUGCAGGAGGUAAAGCUGUCAAUCGAGAGACACCUCCGCAUCUCCGUCAGCAACCUGGCGAGACAAACCAAAGAGUACAAACCUCAGGAGUUGUCUCAACAUGUUCUAGCAAUGGAGGCCAUCGACUGGCUCUGUCGCGGUUGCAACGCCAUCAGAUCGGAGAACUUCCAUCGCAGCUACCCGUUCUUCGACAUGCUCAUCCCAACUCCCGUCAAACGCUUUUGCAUCUUCCCCACCGCUCUGAGUGGGAUCAAGACUUUGACCUCUACAGCAGAAGAUGAAAAACUUCCGCCGCAGAGUUGGAGGAUUUCUUGUGAGAUGAUGCUUGUGUCAAAUCUUGUGCUUUCGCACGUGGAGAACUUGCGUCAGAGACAUGGCAACAGACAGAACAACAAGGUAGAACCCCUGUACACGCCCAUUGCGUCCUCCUUUCAAAAGUCUGUUUCGGCAAUCAGACUGCUGAGAAGCAAUGAGAGCGUUCCCGAAGACAAGGCAACCGAGUUUGUGAAUGAGUCUUUGAAGUUCGCAAAGAGAAUGUUGAGGAGAAUGGAUCAGCACAGCAGCACAGCAUCCAUUCAAACUUAUGCCAGAGCGAUGUUUGAGUGUACAGCAGGCCUUCUCUUGUUCUUUCACAACAAUCCUUAUGGCGGAGAAGAAAAGCAGAUGGUAGAAGUUAUCAACAUUCUACUUGCACUGGUGGAUUAUCAGGCUGAUAUGCCGCAAAGGAAAACUUUGAAACAAGCUCUUCAAGCCGGCGACGUGCAGACUGCUCAAGCAUGUCUAGCAGAGAUGAUAGAAUUCUCUCAGUGGUAUAUCAACUACAGUAAUUGUGCCUGUAUGAGACGAGGGCGGAAGCUGGCGGAGCAGCAAGGGGAGCAGGAGCAAGUGACGAUGGAGGCCGAGAAGACGAUAGAAGAAGAGGACGAGGAGGUCUUUGCGAAGAGUUAUGCCACGUUAGGAGCCUUCCUUCUGAGAAAGCUUCGUGCUAGACCCAUCAACACCAUUACACCACAAGAGAUUCUUGCGCAUAAGAACGCGUUUGAUCCAGCAGAUGAAAACAUGCAGACGACACCAGGCAGCGCACUGGGACUCCAACAGGACUAUCAGUACGUCACCUACAAACACAACCAAGGGAUUGCGUUGUUGCAGCAACUGGAACAGAUCAAUCAGUUCUGCAACCUGCCAUUGGAUUUCAAGGCUCCUCUCCAGCCUUUGAUCAGCAACGUUCGAUAUUUCUUAGAGGUUGUCCUCACAAGAUGGAGGCAGUCAAACAUUGCCGCCACCGUUGAAGCCGCUCAUUCACUUGAAAUUUUCAUCAACCAUGGCCUUCGCUUCAUCCACGACCUCAGCCUUCGCUCUCUCCAGCCCUUGAACCCGAUGGGACCCCCCGUCCCCUCCAGCAGACCAUACUUCUACGCUGCUACUUGUCAGAAUACAGCUGGCAACCAUCAUCACAAUACAGUUUUCCCAUCAGCUCCCUUCGCAGCCAACCAAGCAUACCCUGCUCCCUACAUCCUCCAUCUACCGCAAAUGGCGCAUGCAGAGUCAUACCAAGGACCUCAGCACACGUUCGAUCAAGGUCAGAGAAUGUAUCUCAAUCAGGCGCAAACCGGCAUGACCCGUGGAACGUCUCAAGAUCCUCAGCAGGCUGUUCCCUCUGCUGGACCCCAGCUCUACUAUGCGUGGAACAGCGCAGAGGUCGAACAAGUAGAGGACAACGACAUCUCCCUUGCUCUCGAGGAAACAGAUCUCAAGGUCAGCAGCCCUGCUGUCCCCAAUCAGUCGCGUCAACGUCGCCGACGCCCGUCCAGGGGGAAGAAUAGGGCGCCGAACCAGAACGUUGAAGAUCAACAGAACAAGAAUGUUCGAGACACACAGAGCAAGAGCAGGGUACAGAAGCAAGGUUCUGGCCCGAAGAAGAAGCAGGGUGCAAGGGAGGGAUAG
Guillardia theta CCMP2712 is the source of this 7821-nucleotide messenger RNA. RefSeq lists its product as hypothetical. Gene Ontology annotation, molecular function: ATP binding; protein binding. Bases 1 to 7821 code for a protein of 2606 amino acids. The record is from RefSeq and is a predicted model, not a curated record. NCBI's taxonomy places the organism in Eukaryota, Cryptophyceae, Pyrenomonadales, Geminigeraceae. The transcript has 4 exons.